Molecule: messenger RNA, 1146 nt
Organism: Leptopilina heterotoma
Lineage: Eukaryota; Metazoa; Arthropoda; Insecta; Hymenoptera; Figitidae
Exons: 5
Coding region: 256-996 (246 amino acids)
Source: RefSeq, a predicted model, not a curated record
CUUGGAACUAACGCUCAAAAUGAAAGUUGCAUUGUUUGUUCUUGUUCAUCAGUUCAUUUAAUUUCUUUAAUUAAUAGAAGUACAGCAUUAAGUUAAUGAUAUUCCAUAAAUAGAAUAAAAAGUGAAUGAAAUAAUUAACAUUAAGCGAUUUUUUUGCUAUCGAACAUGUAUUAUUGUUCUGGAAAGUGUUGGAAGAAGUAUGCAAAUUAAAAACUCGUGUUUCUAACCUUCAAAAGUACAAUAAAUAAAUUCGAAAUGGAUUGUCAAAUACGAUUAAUUAUUUAUAAUAAGAAUUCCGUUUAUGACGAUCUUAUUGUAAUGACACACUGUGUAAUUUCAAACAAGAAGAUUGAUGAAAUUACCAAAAGCGAAAGCUACUUCUGUGAUGAUAGUUUAACGAAACAAAAAAAAGUAUUUUCAAUUCCUAUGAAUCAAAAGGGUCUUAGUUCAUAUUUAGUGUCCGCUUAUGUUUCAAAUUUGCGGAGGUCCGAUAUUUUUAGAAAAUCUGCGCUUAAAAUCUUACAAUUAUUCCUUAUGAGAAAUACAUUCUCGCAAGAAAAUGGGAUUGUCUUAAUGAAAUUGAGAAAUCCAAAGAAACAUUUUAUAGAUUAUGCUUGGAAUGAAAGAAUAACUCAAAUGGCGGCAGAAAAAUGCGAAAUUGAACACGCAAUGUCUUGGUUAUCGACUUUAGGAGGAGCUUUUUCUGCCUUAGGAGAGGAAAUUCCUCAUUGCGCGGAAGUAGCUGGAAAAAUAUCAUUAAAACAAUUUAAGUUGGCUUAUCGUUUAGGCGAUCCAAUUUUGGUUGCUCGAUGCAAAUUAUACGCAGCUUUGAGUUUAAUUCAAAGAGGAAAUCUUAAGCUACCAAAACAAAUGUUAAGAGACAUCUUUCGAUUUGCCGUCAAUGAAAAAGAUGUUCGUCUGCAAAAUAUGUGUAAAGGAGUGUGGGCAAAAUUAAAAUACUACCACGACAGGAGGAAACAAUUAAAAUCUUAUUAACUAUAAAAACUUUCUAGAAUUAUAUAAAAAACAGUGAGCGUGUGUUUGUGGGGUCAAAUUACGAAAAAUGUAAUUUGUUCGUUUUGUUUUGAAUAGACGGAUGAUAGCUUGAUAUUUUUUUCUAAAAAAAUGUGUCUGUCUUAUUUAAAU